Rubroshorea leprosula is the source of this 668-nucleotide messenger RNA. The record is from the annotation of a GenBank genome assembly. Lineage: Eukaryota; Viridiplantae; Streptophyta; Magnoliopsida; Malvales; Dipterocarpaceae.
AGUGCAACAAUGAAAAAUCAAGAAGAAGUAAACACCUUACCCUUAGAGAUUGAAGGAUAACUUGGAGAAGUAGAAAUUAUGCUUGCAAAAACUAAACAAGAGGAUGUCCCUAAUGAGGAAGAGGAAAAAGCUCAGGUGUCAUUUGAAGUGUUCAAUGGGGAGUCUCCUUUAACCAAAUCUGAUUUUAAUGAUUAUUUUGUUAUUGAUAUGGUUGAUGAGAUUUUGCAGAAAAACACUUAUGAGGAUCCAUUUGAGAUUUACCUUAUUCAAGCAAAAGACUCAAUCAAAGAAUACCUAAAUUACUUGAACACAUCAUCUUCCUUGGAAUCAAAGGGGGCACUCUUAGAAGAAUUGGGAAGGCACAUCUACUGGCCUAAACCUAAACCACCUCAAAAUAGUCAUUGGAGAAAAUCUUAUGGUGGAUUCAACUUAAGGGCAAGAAAGCCAAGAUUUAGGAAAAUGAGAGGACAUGCCCUACGACCUGAUUCAAAACCACCUUGGAGUGGUAGAAAGUCUAGCUAAUGACUAUAAAUUAAGCGCUUCUUGGGAGGCAACCCAAGUAUAAAAUUUUCUUUUCUUUUAUUUUUCUUUUAUAGUUCAGAAUUUCUUUUAAUUUUUUUCUUUUUCUCUUUAUGGCCUAGGUUAAUGCAUAAAUUGUUGUUCUUUGA